AUUUACUGUGAAUUCUAUCCACGCGUCCUCCAAUAAUUAAUUCCCACUCUAUCCUCUCUUAUUUUUCCCGAAAAGAAACUUAGUCCAGUCCCUAAGCUUCCCUGCUGCAGAACUCCCAAACAAAGAUGCUUCUUCUGAUCACACUGUUUUGGUGGAACCAACCUAUCCUCCUUUUAUCUACAAAGCUAGGCACCCAUAGCCAUUUCAUUAAGCUCGUACAGAGGAUUGGAAAUUGGAAAUUGGAAGUCAGAAGAGGAAACAAGAAAGUGGCCAGGAGAAAACAUCACUGCAGGAAAGAUUCCAUCUUUUGUUUAUUCAGCAAACAUUUCAAAACUUUGAGCUCGCGUGAGUGCUUGUGGUGAAAUGGAUAGGUACGAAAUAGUGAAGGACUUGGGGUCUGGUAACUUUGGUGUGGCCAAGCUUGUGAGGGAUAAGAGCACCAAAGACCUCUUUGCUGUUAAAUUCAUUGAAAGGGGCCGAAAGGUCUUUCAGUCUUUUUUAAUUUCCCAUUCUUUUCCCCACUCCCCUCCUCCUGAUCAAGAUCACUCCUUUUUUUUAAGUUCUAUAGCAUGCAUACUCCAUUUCUUAUUGUCUGCUGGUAUCUGUCCUCUUUGCCUUCAUUUCUAUGGAUGACAGAUUGAUGAGCUGGUGGAAAGGGAAAUCAUGAAUCAUAGAUCAUUGAAGCAUCCUAAUAUAGUCAGAUUCAAGGAGGUCUUGCUGACACCUACUCAUCUAGCAAUUGUUAUGGAGUAUGCUGCUGGAGGUGAACUCUUUCACAGGAUUUGCAGUGUUGGAAGAUUUAAUGAAGACGAGGCAAGGUUCUUCUUUCAACAACUCAUAUCUGGCGUCUCCUACUGCCAUUCAAUGCAAAUCUGUCAUAGAGAUCUCAAAUUGGAAAACACAUUACUAGAUGGAAGUACUGCCCCGCGUGUCAAAAUUUGUGAUUUUGGCUACUCUAAGUCAGAAGUGUUUCAUUCUCAACCGAAAUCAACUGUGGGAACACCGGCAUAUGUUGCGCCUGAGGUGCUGACAAGAAAAGAGUAUGAUGGGAAGAUAUUUGGUCUUGUGGGGUCACUCUAUAUGUCAUGCUGACUGGUGCUUAUCCUUUUGAAGAUCCAAGUGAUCCAAAAAACUUCAGAAAGACCAUUGCUAGAAUACUUGGGACCCAAUAUUCAAUCCCCAAUAAUAUUUACAUCUCUGUCGAGUGCCAACAUCUUCUAUCAAGAAUCUUUGUGGCAAAUCCGGAAGAGAGGAUAAAGAUUACUGAAAUUAGAAGACACCCAUGGUUUGUGAAGAACUUGCCUAUAGAACUAAUGGAGUUUGGGAGCUAUGAAAGCAUGGAUGUGAAUAAUCCUACACAAAGCUUGGAGGAGAUAUCGGGUAUAAUCGAGGAGGCGAGAAGAGUGGUAGUUCACACGGGGAGAGGAGAAACAUACUCAUUGGGUGGGGGGAGUAUGGAACUUCUUGACGACUUCGAUGACUUAUCCUACAAUACAUCUGAUGAUUAUAUUGACUCAAGUUGUGAUUUAACUCUAAACUCUUUUUGAGAUGGAAAUAAACUGCAUCUGUCCAAUUGAGAGUUUACUUCCAAGUACCAAGCUAGCUGCCUUUGAUUCCAAGUGCCUCUGUCAUGCACUGUUUAUUUAGUGGUGGGAAAAAAUAUGACCGCUUUAUGAGGCUGAUUACACUCAAUCCAUGGGUGAAAAAAUGGAAAGGGCCAAAUUUGGGUUUUUCAUCUAAAAAGUUUUAUGCAAUCCAAUUAAGUCUUGGAAGGGUCCAAAAUUAAUAUUGAUAUAUGUCAGCCAUCUGAGGUGAAAGUUCACCUCAUAUAUCCCUACGGUAUCAACAUCUAACACAUGGAGUCUCCAGGAUGCGCUAAGGCCACUUCAAUAGAGGCUGAGCCUCCUAAGACUGAGCUCGAGAUAAGUCUAGAAUUGCAGCCGGGGCCAAGGUCGACCCAGGCCGAGGUUCACAACAUUCCCAAGACGACAUCCAAGCUCGAGGCUCGAUCCGUCUCCAGGACCUUGGGAUCAAAAUAGCAAUUCCCAUCGGCAAUCAAGAUGAGCUUAACCUCAUCACACCCAAGUUGGACAUCGUCACACAUAUCCAUGGGCAUCACCAAGGAUGAGCUCUGAACCUCAGAUAAAGAGUGUUUUUAGACACUUCGGUGCUAAAGAUCACACGACAUUAAGGAUUGACAUCACCUUGUGAGGGCAAUUUAUACCGUGAAAAACCACGCUCGUUUCAUUCAAAACGACGCAGCUGCAGUUUCAUUCCAUUAUUUUUUAUUUCUUUUAUUGUUAAAAAUUGUAAUAACUUUUUUAUUUGAUAUCCGAUUUUUAUAUAUUUUAUAUCAAAAUUUUUUAUUUUUCAUGAUCUAUCAAAUGAGAUCAAUAUUGCUUAUGUAAUUUUAACAAAUUAUUUUGAAGUUACAUUUGAUAAUAUAUCAUGAAGUUACAUCUUCUU
This is a messenger RNA of Cuscuta europaea, 2466 nucleotides long. The record is from the annotation of a GenBank genome assembly. Lineage: Eukaryota; Viridiplantae; Streptophyta; Magnoliopsida; Solanales; Convolvulaceae.